AUGGCCACUCUACAAACCGCAGUCCGAGGCUCCCCGAGCUCUGUGGCCGUCAUCGUCCCCUCGAAGCCCCAUGCCCUCACAGUAACUUACGGCGACCUUGCCGCUGAGUGCACCUCCUUCCAGCGCAAGCUGGCCGCCAUCGGAAUCGGCCGCGGCUCGCCCGUCUCGAUAGCCGUCGUCAACUCGUAUGAGUUCAUCGUGUCUUUCGAGGCUGCCUCCUGGCAACGCGGCAUCUCCGCGCCCCUGAACCCGGCAUACAAGCAGGACGAGUUCGAGUUCUACAUCGAGGAUAUCAAAUCGGAGCUUGUCUUGGUGCCCAGGGGGGCUUUCGCGGCGAACGCCCCGGCCGUCAGGGCUGCUAAGAAGUUCAAUGCUGCUGUUGCCGAGUGUUACUGGGACGAUGUUAAGAAGGAGGUCGCUCUAGAUGUUAAGGAUUUGGGUCAGUUGAAGGGGAAGAGCAAGCAGGAGCUGUUGAAGGCACAGAGUGAUGAUGUUGCAUUGGUACUACACACCAGGCCGAAUGCUGAUGAAUUGGGGUAUAGCGGAACUACCUCGAGGCCCAAAGUUGUGCCAUUGACUCACCGCAACCUGGUACGGACGAUGGGCAACAUCCAAUCAACUUACAACCUCACAGCAGAGGAUCGGACGAUGCUUGUGAUGCCCUUGUUCCAUGUCCACGGCCUGCUGUGUGCCCUCCUUGCGCCUCUGUACUGCGGCGGCUCCAUGGUGGUGCCCACCAAGUUCUCGGCCUCCGAGUUCUGGAGCGACUUCAAGACGCACAAGGCAAACUGGUACACGGCCGUACCGACGAUUCACCAGAUCCUGCUCAAGUCCCCUGUUCCCACCCCCCUCCCGCAGAUUCGCUUCAUCCGCUCCUGCUCAUCUCCACUUUCACCGGCCGUCUUCGAGAAGCUUGAGGCCACCUUCAAGGCCCCUGUUCUCGAAGCCUAUGCCAUGACGGAAGCCGCCCAUCAGAUGUCUUCCAACCCGCUGCCUCCGGCGAAGCGCAAGCCGGGCACGGUCGGCCUUGGUCAGGGUGUCGAGAUGAAGAUUCUCAACGAGGCCGGCGACGAGCUGCCCCAAGGGUCCGAGGGGGAGAUCUGCAUCCGUGGCGAGAAUGUCACCAAGGGCUACCUGAACAAUCCCAAGGCGAACGCCGAGGCUUAUACCAAGUCUGGCUUCUUCCGCACCGGCGAUCAGGGAAAGAAGGACGAGGAUGGAUACAUCAUCAUCACAGGCCGAAUCAAGGAGCUCAUCAACAAGGGAGGCGAGAAGAUCAGUCCCAUUGAGCUCGACAACGUGUUGACGAGGCACCCCGUGGUGAGCGAGGCGGUCAGCUUUGCUGUUCCGGAUGAGAUGUAUGGACAGGAUGUGGGGGUUGCUGUCGUUCUUAAACCCGGCGAGAAGCUAUCCCAGGAGGAGUUGAGGGCCUGGAUGGCGGAGAGGGUUGCAAAGUUCAAGGUACCCGUGAAGAUUUACUUCACGGAAAUCAUGCCCAAGACGGCGACUGGAAAAAUCCAGAGACGCAUUGUUGCUGAGACGAUGCAGAAGCAGGACAAUCCAAAGGCCAAGCUAUAA
Neoarthrinium moseri is the source of this 1578-nucleotide messenger RNA. RefSeq lists its product as uncharacterized. The transcript has 5 exons. The record is from RefSeq and is a predicted model, not a curated record. Gene Ontology annotation, biological process: fatty acid metabolic process. Bases 1 to 1578 code for a protein of 525 amino acids. Gene Ontology annotation, molecular function: medium-chain fatty acid-CoA ligase activity. Lineage: Eukaryota; Fungi; Ascomycota; Sordariomycetes; Amphisphaeriales; Apiosporaceae.